Messenger RNA from Indicator indicator, 4857 nucleotides. RefSeq names its product ABI family member 3 binding protein (gene ABI3BP). NCBI's taxonomy places the organism in Eukaryota, Metazoa, Chordata, Aves, Piciformes, Indicatoridae. The record is from RefSeq and is a predicted model, not a curated record. The transcript is spliced from 58 exons. The coding region runs from base 1 to 4827 and encodes 1608 amino acids. Gene Ontology annotation, biological process: extracellular matrix organization; positive regulation of cell-substrate adhesion. Gene Ontology annotation, molecular function: protein binding.
AUGAUGCCAAGAUUGGUCUUUCUCCUUUUCUGUGGAUAUAUUGCACUAAACCUGGGAAAUGCUCAGAAAUUGCCAAGAGUGAAAAGGCAGAGUCUGAAAGUUCAAAUCAACGCAACAGAUGACACUGUUUGCAUGAGGUAUCUGCGACCCAGUCAAAACACCAAACUUGAAGGUUUUGUCCUGGGUUAUGGAAGCAGCUUCUUUUCUAAUCAGUACAUUCCUUUACCUUCAGAAGGAAAGACCUCUGUAACAGAGCUUGAUGCAGAACCACGGUAUUUGGUUUCAAUAAGACCGGCACGUGUCUCAAAUAAUAAGAAAUCUUGUUCAGGUCGGGCCAAGACUCAAAAGCCUCUGCAACUGGUAGUUGGCACUCUCACCCCAACCUCUGUGUUCCUCUCUUGGGGCAUCCUAGUAAACCCUAAACAUGACUGGACAGCAACAAGUAACUGUGCUAGUGACAGGUUCUAUACAGUUCGCUACAGAGAAAAAGGCAAAGACAAGAAAUGGGUGUUUCAGCUUUGCCCAGUUACAGAAACAGUGGUGGACAGUUUAAAGCCAAAUACACUUUAUGAAUUUGGAGUUAAAGAAAAUGUAGAGGAUAGUGUUUGGAGCAAGACUUUCAGUCAUAAGAUAGAUCUCUCUAAUAAAAAAGGCAAUGGACAGUUCCUGAACAUGUACAAGUUGGUACCUAGUUCCCAAACACAGCUUACACUGCGUGAUAAUAAGAAGUUGGUCCCAGUCACAAUAAUCAAACAAGUCAUACAAAAUCGGACACAGUCAAAAACUGCAGACAGUUCUUCCCUGCCAGGAGCAAUAUUAGUGCACCUUAUUGUUCCAGGUCUUAAUGAAACUCAGCAGAAACUUCCUCCCCUCCUGACAAUAGACGACAUACCUCAAGCAUCCAGGAAAAAACUGGCUAAGAACGAAACUCGAGUAUGGCCUGCUGAAUCCAAAACACCAGAAGUUCAAGAAAUCACACAGUCCUUCCCAGCUCAGGAUGAGAAAAAACAUGGACCUGAGGAAUUUAAAUCAACGCCUAAACCUGAAUUGGUGCAAACUCAAAGCAUACUGGCGACUAAUGAAAUACAGCCACUUCCUUCUGGAUCCAGAAUCCUUGACGCUCCAAAAAGUCCAUUGACAGAACUUGCUACUCAGAGUCCAACCUUGAAAUCCACAUCUCUACCUUCAUCAGAAACCAGAGAGAUGGAGAUGGAGGAAACACAGCUUCUUGAUUCAGGAUCUAAAACACCUGGUACCACAGAAGGGCAACCAAUCAGAUCUGCUUCAUAUGACUUUCUUCACGUUACUUCUACUCCCCAAACUUUUACAGCUUCAGAAAAAACAGACACUGCAGGAGAUACUACUGAGUUGGAAAUAUCCAGUCCCAUAAUUACUACAGAACCUCAGUUGUUAGAAACAGCAAUGGAUUUAGGUGAAAGGAAGCCACUUUCUUCAGGUCCCACAGCAUCUGGCAUGCCAGAAAUGCCACCAAUCUCAGCUGUGGAAACAUGGAAUCAGAUCUUGAAUUUUGAAUCCAGACUUGGUUCUCUUAACUCCCGCUUGGCAAGACAAUUUCCUGCAGAUUUGGUCACUGAGACACUGAGACCAUUUCCCUGUCUGACCGUAGCAACCCAGAGACUGCACCCGGAAUCCACCUCAUCUGCUUCAGUGGAAACCAGAAGGCGUGUGAAGGCUACCCGAAGACCAAGGCGGAAGUCCACCACUCCUUCCCCCCUGACAACCCAGCAAACCGUGAAGGCAUCACAAUAUUUUAUUCCUGUUACUUCAACUCCCCAAAUGUCUACAUCUGCAAUUAUACCAGAGAAAGAGACUGCUACCCGAAGACCAAGGCGGAAGUCCACCACUCCUUCCCCCCUGACAACCCAGCAAACCGUGAAGGCUUCAGUGGACUCUUACCGUGUUACUUACCCAUUCCAAACAUCUGCAUCUGCAGAAAUGCCAAAAACAGAGGCUGUUACGAGUUCAACUGACCUGGAAAAGUCUAUGCUUCCAUUUUCCAGAACACCCCAUGGGCUAACAACAACUAUGGCUUACAGUGGUAUUCAGCCUGUUCUUUCAAGCCCUGUGACACCUAGUAAAACUGAAACAGCAGAUACUGAACCAGCGACAAGUGAAUCCCCUCUGGAAACAUUCACACCUCAAACUUCUCAUCCUUUUCAAUGGCCAAGGGUAACAUUAGCUCCAAAAGAAAUACCACUUAUUCCUUCCAAACUGAAGCCAUCUGUUACCCCAGAAGUACAGCAUGCAAAACCUGCCCCUAAGCCACCACUUUUGGAGCCUAAAACUUCUCAGACUGUUGAACAGCCAAAUGCAACACUAGCUCCUAAAGAAGCCAAACCCACACCUUCUGCAUCUAAACCUAGACCAUCUACCAGACCCAAAAAGCCACGAAAAAAACCCGCAACCACUCCAGUGCCAGUCACUACUAGGAGUCUCUACACAUAUGAACAUCCAAAGUCUGCAGAGGUCUUGGAGCCUAUUACACUUAGAAUUGAACCACCAAGGUCAACGAUAGCUCCAAAGGAGACACAACGUGUUCCUUCUAAACCUAAACCUCCACCCAAACCUCAUAGCCCACAAGCCAAAGAUGUCCCGGACUCUAUGACACAUAGACGUGAUCAACUAAAACCAACGAUAGUUCCAAAAGAAACACAGCGUGUUCCUUCCAAACCUAGAAAACCCCCAAGCUCAGAGGGGCCACAAACCAAACCUGGUCUGGAACCAAUUACAUUUGGAACUGAGAAACCAAAGUCAACAGUAGCUCCUAAAGACACACAUCAUAGGCCUUCCAAACCUAAAACAUCACCCCGUCCACGUGUUCCUCCAACUAGAGCAACUCCAAAAGAAAGUCCACGAGUCUCUCCCAAGCCCAGAACAUCACCAAGUCCAGAUGUACCACACACAAAACCUGUUUUAGCACCUACUACAUUUACAGUUGAACGACCAAAGGCAGCAACAGCUCCUAAAGAACCACAACAUACUCCUUUUAAACCUAAGGCAGCUCACACCCCAGACGCUCCACACAGCAAAGCUGAAAUCAUUCCAACCUUCUAUGAACCACAUACUACUAUGAUUCCUCAUAUUCCUGAAAGAACAAAGGCAACAUUGGUUCCAACUGAAAAAGAGUUUGUUCAUACCAAGCAAAAAACAUCUGAAAAACCAAGAGUGCCACACACCAAACCCGCAAUACAUCAGACAACUCCACAACCAAUUAUUGCAAAAUCUUCUACUACCACUGAGCAUUCAAGGGCAACACUGGGUCCAAAAGAAACACUGCUCAUUCCUUCCAAACCCAAAACAUCUGUUGGGCCAGAAAUACUACAGACUAAAACUGCUCCAAGGGCAACACACCUGGGAUCAAUUAACCUUAUAACAGUUCAUGUUGUUGACGGGUCCAAAAUGACUUUGGCUCCUAAUGAAACGUACCACAUUUCACCCAAGCCCAAAACUGCUCUGGCAACUGAAAUUCCACGAUUCAGUUCAGCACCUCAUAAAACACGUCUCACUUCUGCAAGACCAAAGCCAUCUGAUAAAGCACAGACCAGACCUGCUCUUAGUGAAACCACAGUAGCACCAGCAAGAACAAAAGCACCUGGACUGCCAAAGUGGAUUGUGCCAGAUGAUGUGUAUACACCUGAAGAUAUCAUCAGGCAAAUUGGUGUGGAUGUGAAAAAGCCAUUGGAAUAUAUUGAUACCUGGGAAAAGCCAAUUUCUGUAACUACACCACCUGGCCCUCAGCAUCCACCUAUACCUGCUAUCAAACCUACACAAAUGCGAAGAAAACCUCUGCCUCCAAACACCGUGACUGGUAAACCAGGGAGUCCAGCUAAGCCAGCUGGACCAACACCACCUGUGAGGACAGGAACACCAUAUAAGAUGCCAACUGCUUUUGCAACUCCAGAGGAUUAUGUUGAUGCAACUGUCUUCAGCUCAAGUCCUACAUCAGAAACAGAUUCUUCAGGCAAACCAAGGUAUCAAGCCCCCCACGUCAAAUACAUGAAGAAAGAUGAUGAUGUGCCUUGCUCUAUCACAAGCUCUCUUGAACAUUUUCCCCAAGAAGAAGCUAGCAGCAAAGAAGAACCUACUCGUCCUCCACAAAAUCCCCCUACUAACCUCACAGUGGUGACUGUUGAGGGCUGUCCGACUUUCGUCAUAUUGGACUGGGAAAAACCAGAUAAUGACACUGUUACUGAGUAUGAGGUUGUGUCAACUGAAAAUGGAGCAACUGACGGUGAAAAGGAGAAAUCGAUUAUCACUACUAAUCAAACCCAUUCUACCGUGGAAAACCUAAAACCUGACACAAGUUAUGAAUUCCAUGUGAAACCUAAAAACCCUCUUGGUGAAGGCCCAAGCAGCAGUGUUGUGGCAUUCAGUACUGAAUCAGCGGACCCAAGAGUGAGCGAGCCAAUUUCAAUGGGAAAGGAUGCUAUCUGGACUGAAAUCAAAUUCAAUUCAGACACCUAUUCAGAAUGCAAAGGGAAACAAUACGUAAAGAGGACUUGGUAUAAGAAAUUUGUAGGAGUGCAGCUGUGUAAUUCUUUGAGAUAUAAGAUAUACCUCAGUGACUCACUUACAGGAAAAUUUUAUGACAUAGGAGACCAGAGAGGCCAUGGAGAAGAUCAUUGCCAAUUUGUAGACUCAUUCCUGGAUGGAAGGACAGGACAGCAAGAAGAUCUACCAGUCAAGGAUGGAUUUUUCAGAGCAGUUCGUCAGGAACCUGUCAAAUUCGGCAAAAUUGGUGGAGAGACUCGAAUCAACUACGUUCGCUGGUACGAGUGUGGAACAUCAAUACCUGGGAAAUGGUAGAUGGCACACAAACUUGGUGACCAAACAGCC